Molecule: messenger RNA, 3369 nt
Organism: Metarhizium acridum CQMa 102
Lineage: Eukaryota; Fungi; Ascomycota; Sordariomycetes; Hypocreales; Clavicipitaceae
Biological process (GO): intracellular calcium ion homeostasis; calcium ion transmembrane transport
Cellular component (GO): intracellular membrane-bounded organelle; plasma membrane
Molecular function (GO): P-type calcium transporter activity; ATP hydrolysis activity; ATP binding
Source: RefSeq, a predicted model, not a curated record
AUGGCGAGUGAAAAGUCCUCCUCGUCCUUGCUUCAGGUCGGCCCGCGGACUCGCGCCCUCAGCUCUGCCGAUACAGUCACCUCUGCCUCGUCGAAUCCCCUCCUCACCCCGACCGUGGCCACCAGCCGGACGGCCAGCAUCAGUGAUGAGCUCUCCGCGGCCCUGCGGCCAGAUCCCGGCACCGAGGAGCACUUCUGCGUGGAAAAUAACCCGUUUGCCUUUUCUCCAGGCCAGCUGAACAAGCUCUUGGAUCCCAAGUCCCUGGCCGCCUUCCAAGCCCUCGGCGGUCUGCGCGGCAUCGCAAAGGGCUUGCAGACAGACACAGCCAGCGGCCUCAAUGCCGACGAGACAUCUGUCCCGAGGGCCAUCUAUUUUGACGAAGCCGUCCGCGCGUCAGCUCUGAGCAGCAUCUGCGAGGACAAGUCUGCGCCGAACCCUCACCAUUCAUCUGAGGCCUUCACCGACCGCAUCCGCGUGUACAAGCGCAAUGUCCUCCCUGCAAAGAAGCCGGCUCCCCUGUGGAAGCUGAUGUGGAAUGCGUACAACGACAAGGUCCUCAUCUUGCUGACCGUGGCGGCCGUCAUCUCCCUCGCCCUGGGCUUAUACGAAACAUUUGGUGUGCACAAGCAGCCUGGUGCGCCGCCACCAGUAGAUUGGGUGGAAGGCGUCGCCAUCUGCGUUGCCGUCAUCGUCGUCACGGCCGUUACCUCUCUCAAUGAUUGGCAGAAGGAAAAGGCGUUUGUGAAGCUGAAUGCCAAGAAGGAGGACCGCGAGAUCAAAGUCAUACGCUCGGGGAAAUCAUUCAUGAUCAACGUCCACGACAUCCUGGUCGGCGACGUGCUGCACCUGGAACCUGGUGACUUGGUUCCGGUCGAUGGAAUCUUCAUCGACGGCCACGACGUCAAGUGUGACGAGUCUUCUGCGACUGGUGAGUCUGAUGCGCUCAAGAAGACGGGCGGCGACCACGUCAUGAGGGCCUUGGAAGCCGGCCUCAACCCUAGAAAGUUGGAUCCUUUCAUCGUCUCCGGCGCAAAAGUCCUUGAAGGCAUGGGCACGUUUGUUUGCACCUCGGUCGGUGUAAACUCGUCCUUUGGCAAGAUCAUGAUGUCCGUCCGCACCGAGGUUGAGGACACCCCCCUACAAAAGAAACUCGAAGGCCUCGCCUUGGCCAUCGCCAAGCUCGGCAGCGCCGCCGCCGCCCUCCUCUUCUUCAUUUUGCUCGUCCGCUUCCUCAUCAACCUUCCCUACGACGAUCGCUCCUCUGCCGUGAAGGCCUCUGCAUUCAUGGACAUUCUCAUCGUGGCCAUCACCAUCAUAGUGGUGGCUGUUCCCGAGGGCUUGCCCCUGGCCGUCACGCUCGCACUUGCAUUUGCAACGACGAGACUCCUCAAGGAGAAUAACCUGGUGCGAAUGCUACGUGCCUGCGAGACCAUGGGCAAUGCCACGACGAUUUGUUCUGACAAGACGGGUACUUUGACGACCAACAAAAUGACCGUCGUGGCCGGUACUUUCGGCACAACCAGCUUCUCCAAGUCAGAGACGGAGGCUGUUUCCCAAUGGGCAUCCCAGCUUCCUCCUGACACCAAGUCCCUGCUUACGCAAUCCGUUGCCGUCAACUCGACCGCCUUUGAAGGCGAAGAAGACGGCCAGCCCGGCUUCAUCGGGUCCAAGACGGAAACCGCUCUCCUCCAGCUCGCGAGGGAUCAUCUUGGCCUGCAGUCUCUGGCCGAGACACGUGCCAACGAGACGGUUGUGCACAUGUUCCCCUUUGACUCGGGCAAGAAGUGCAUGGGCUCCGUGGUGCGUCUCCAAGACGGCUCCGGAUACCGCCUCCUGGUAAAGGGUGCCUCGGAGAUCCUCCUCGGAUACUGCUCUGCCAUUGCCGAUGCGCAAUCCCUCACGGAAGACGACCUCACAGCCGCCAAGAGACGCCAACUUCUCUCCACCAUUGAGCGGUACGCAAGCAACUCCCUCCGAACCAUCGGUCUCGUCUACAAAGACUACGAAUCGUGGCCCCCGGCGCACGCCGAAAUAGCAGACGGCCAUGCAAGAUUCGCUUCCCUCCUUUGCGACCUCGUGUUCCUCGGCGUGGUAGGCAUCCAGGAUCCCGUCCGUCCAGGCGUGCCCGAGGCUGUGCGCAAAGCCCAGCACGCAGGCGUCGUAGUCCGCAUGGUGACAGGCGACAACAUCGUCACGGCGAGAGCCAUUGCCGCCGAGUGUGGGAUCUACACCCAAGGCGGCGUCGUCAUGGAAGGUCCCGUCUUUCGAAAGCUCAACAACGCGGACAUGAAGGCCGUGCUUCCCGAGCUACAGGUGCUCGCCCGGUCAUCUCCAGAAGACAAGCGGGUUCUAGUCACCAAGCUCAAGGAGCUCGGCGAGACGGUUGCAGUGACGGGCGAUGGAACCAACGACGCACCAGCCCUAAAGGCAGCCGACGUCGGCUUCUCAAUGGGCAUCUCGGGCACAGAAGUCGCCAAGGAGGCGUCCGCCAUUGUCCUCAUGGACGACAACUUCACGUCCAUUGUAACAGCCCUGAAAUGGGGAAGAGCCGUCAACGACGCCGUCCAGAAGUUCCUCCAGUUCCAAAUCACGGUCAACAUCACCGCCGUUGUCCUCGCCUUCACCACGGCCGUCUACGACCCAGACAUGAAGUCUGUUCUCAAAGCCGUCCAGCUCCUCUGGGUCAAUCUCAUCAUGGACACCUUUGCCGCCCUGGCGCUGGCCACGGAUCCCCCAACCGACAAGAUCCUCGACCGUCCGCCCCAGGGCAAAAAGGCACCUCUCAUCACCACAAACAUGUGGAAAAUGAUCAUCGGCCAGUCUAUAUUCCAACUCGCCGCCACAUUCACCCUGUACUUUGCCGGCGGCAGCAUCCUCAACUACGACCUCGACGACGCCCAGGUCCGCCUGCAGCUCGACACCCUCAUCUUCAACACCUUUGUCUGGAUGCAGAUAUUCAACGAAUUCAACAGCCGCCGCCUCGACAACAAGUUCAACAUCUUUGAGGGCAUCCACCGCAACUACUUCUUCAUCCUGAUUAACAUUCUCAUGGUCGGCCUGCAAGUAGCCAUCAUAUUCGUCGGCGGCAGCCCCUUCGCCAUCAGCCCCGGCGGGUUGAACAGCCAGCAGUGGGCCAUCUCGGUCGUUGUGGCAAGCAUGUGUCUCCCCUGGGCCGUCUUGGUGCGCCUGUUCCCGGACGAGUGGUUUGGCCUGGUUGCCGGCGUCGUUGGCAACCCUUUUGUCAUAGUGUAUCGUGCUUUGGGGCGCGUGUGGGCGAGGCUCGUCGGCGGUUUGAAGAGGUCAAAGAGAGGCGAUGGGACGGAAAGGGAAGAGAGCCGCGUGGAGGGCAAUGCUUCUGGCCGGGGGUAA